GGUCUCUGUGGCGGCCGCAGUCCGGCUGCGCGUUGACUUUAUGAAUUACUUGUUGAAUUAUGUCCAAAUUGUCGGCGAGACGUUGGUUGAGCCCGGUGCUCCCCGCACGGCAGCCGCUGCGCUGCGCUGCGGCUGAAUGUAGGUCACCACCCCGCGCGCCCCGCGGGCCAGCACCUCUCUGGAUCUGCUGACAGGGGGAGUCUCACUUCCUCCCUCCGACAGGACAGGUCUCCUGCUCUUCCCAGUGAAGAAGGCGCCGAGCGAGGGAGAACAUGCGCCCUCGUUGUCAUGCGCUGAAGUAGAUCUCUCAGCUCGACGCGAGACACCGGCGAUGCGGGCCGGAGGCAGGACGGAGCUGUGGGACCGGGCCGCCGCCGCCUGCGUCCUGACGCUGAGUCUCGGCUGUUUGCACGUGAUCGCCCUCAAAUCCCAACUUUUCCCCGGGCUCGUCCCCCGGGCCGCCGGGCCGCCCAUCAACUACAAAACUCUUUACUUUGAUCAGAAGAUUGAUCACUUUGGAUUCCUGGAGGAUGGCACGUUCAAACAGAGAUACCUCGUGGCUGACAAACACUGGGAGCAGCCUGGAGGACCUGUUUUGUUCUACACUGGCAAUGAGGGAGACAUCACCUGGUUCUGCAACAAUACUGGCUUCAUGUGGGAAGUUGCGGAGGAGUUGGGCGCCAUGCUGGUUUUUGCAGAGCAUCGUUACUAUGGAGAAUCUCUGCCUUUUGGACAAGACUCUUAUAGCGACAGCAAACACUUGAACUACCUGACGUCUGAGCAAGCCCUCGCUGAUUUUGCAGUGCUGAUUCAAAACCUGAAGAGCACUCGACCCGGAGCGGAACACAGCCCUGUCAUCGCCGUCGGAGGCUCCUACGGAGGGAUGCUCUCUGCCUGGUUCCGGAUGAAAUACCCCAAUAUAGUUGUGGGAGCGCUGGCAUCCUCCGCACCGAUAUGGCAGUUCCCUGGUAUGGUGCCAUGUGGAGACUUCUACAAAACAGUAACCCAGGACUUUGCCAGAAGUGGCUCUCACUGCGGUGCCAACAUUAGAAAGUCAUGGAAGGCUAUUAAUAAUGUCUCUUCCACUGCAUCUGGUCUUCAGUGGCUGUCAGAAGAAUUCAGUUUGUGCACCCCUCUCAAAAACAAGAUGGAUUCCGUCAGCUUCAAGAACUGGCUCCAGGAGACGUGGGUGAAUCUGGCGAUGGUGGACUACCCCUACGAAGCCGACUUCCUCCAGCCGCUGCCUCGCUGGCCCAUCCAGGUGGUGUGCAAGUAUCUUGGUUUCUAUUCUACUGUCUCCGACUACCAGCUACUGCACGGUGUCUCCAAGGCAGCAAAGGUCUACUAUAACUACACCGGCAGCUCCUCCUGUCUGAACACAUCGCAGACAGCGACUGGCAGCCUCGGUUCCCUCGGCUGGACGUAUCAGGCCUGCACAGAGAUGGUAAUGCCCAUGUGCACGGACGGCGUCCAGGACAUGUUUGAACCCGAGGAGUGGAACUUCCAGGCCUUCUCUGAUGAGUGUAACGCAAUGUUUGGCGUCAGGCCACGGGCUGACUGGGCAGGCGUGGUCUACGGGGGGAAGGACCUCGCCGCUCACAGCAACAUCAUCUUCAGUAACGGAGGACUCGACCCGUGGUCGGCUGGGGGAGUGACCCACAACAUCACGGACUCUCUGGUUUCUGUGAUGAUCCCCGACGGAGCACAUCACUUGGACCUCCGCUACAGCAACGACUUUGACCCUCCUUCGGUCCGAGCGGCCCGGGCGUUAGAGGUGGGGUAUUUUCGGCAGUGGAUCCGUCAGGCUAGAAAGGCACGUCCAAAAAAGUCAACGCCCUAGCGUUACCAGACUGGGAUAUAUCCGUGACAUGUAAGAUUUAGCUUUAAGUUGGGUGACAUGGUAUUUCACACGGUGCUCUCUCUCUCUGUCAUCAGGCCAAAUUGGUCCUUUUUAAAUCAGUGAUGGCGUUUUUUAAUUAUUUUUUUUUACAUUAAAUGAAUCCAAUGAAUGAAUAGUAUUUAAAGAUAUCAUUACUCUUGAUUUUAAAAACGAUGCCAAUCAAGUGUUUUUCUAAUCUCUUAGCCAUGUUCGGUGCUGGAGCAUCAGACUACAAUUUGUCUACCUUCAGCCAAACUAUUUCUCAAAAGGGCUUUGAGACAGAAAUGUGCUGUAGUCCGAGCCAAAAUGAGAUCUGUCAGUGAAGUAACAAUGAUUGAUCACAAUUUAUUGCUGUAAAUAUCUUAGUUGAUUCAUGUCAUGCUAUCAUCAAAUGAUUAGAUCAUCCUUGUUUUGUUUUUUUCUGAAGUUUGACAAAACCCUUUAAGGCCUCUCUGCCUCCACGCUCCUGUUUUCUUUCUUCCUGUCAGCGCUUCGAUCGGCGCUACGUUUCCUGUGAGUCACGCCUUUUAUGUCAUUCUUGUCGCUUUGCGUCGUCGUCACAAAUUGUCACCUCAGUUUUUUUCUUUCUUGUUGAUUAGCCAUUGUUGUUAUUCGGCCGAAUUUGUUCUUGUGACUGUAAUACGCUUCUUUACACUUCAAUACAUAAGUCUCAGGAGAAAAGUUGUCACCAAAUACUAUAUAAAGAAAAUACUUUUUGCUAAGAUUUCCACAUUACAGAUAUUGAGUAUGAUGUGGUCGUUCACAGAAGAACAGUGCCUUUCCCUUUUUUCAAGUUUUCUAUGUAUGUCUUAGUUUAAAUCAAUACACCCACCACUGAAAAGGAUUAAAAAGCCAAGAUUGAUAUUGUUA
Scophthalmus maximus (turbot) is the source of this 2749-nucleotide messenger RNA. RefSeq names its product prolylcarboxypeptidase (angiotensinase C). Bases 332 to 1840 code for a protein of 502 amino acids. The record is from RefSeq and is a predicted model, not a curated record. Gene Ontology annotation, biological process: regulation of blood vessel endothelial cell migration; angiogenesis involved in wound healing; negative regulation of systemic arterial blood pressure. Gene Ontology annotation, molecular function: serine-type exopeptidase activity; dipeptidyl-peptidase activity. NCBI's taxonomy places the organism in Eukaryota, Metazoa, Chordata, Actinopteri, Pleuronectiformes, Scophthalmidae. The transcript is spliced from 9 exons.